CCAAACGCUACAGAGCUCAACUGUUAACCACUGAGGAGAUAUAUCAACCAUGUCGAAGCGAGAGGCCAAGCAUGAUGACGAUUCCGGUAAGGAUGACAGCGACGAAGACAUUUCCGAUAGUGGAAGCGAAGAGGACGAGGAUUCCAGCGAAGAAGACAUGUCCGAGUCAGAAGACGACCGUAAGAAUGCCAAAGCUGCCGGUGCCAAACCCUCCGAUGGUGUCAAGACCGGGGGAUCGGAACGCACCUUAAUGAACCAACCUUUCGACGAAGCGGUGGAUUUGAGCGAGUCGGAAGGCAGCAUCUUGUCCGAAGACCCGAAUUCGCCCAAGAAACAGGCUGGAGGAGGUAGAACUCUGAAGAACCAACCUUUCGACGAAGCAUUGGAGUUGUCCGAGAGUGUUCAAGAGGUUGAAAGUCCACAUAAAACGAUCACGGAUAAGCCUUCGGGUGCAUCUAUGGGGGCUACUGCUAAAAGUAGUGCCCCUACUUCGAAUCCAGUGGGCAACGAGAUGAAGAACAAACCGUUCGAUGAAGAAGUAGAUCUCAGUGACUCAGGCGAUAGUGUUGACACCAACGGCCAGCCGAGUCCCAAAGCUCGACAAAAAAUCAAUCCAUCAUCGGCUGCACACCAGUCACCAAGUGAGGCGAAGAAAACCGCAGUGGAAACCCCAACUCCAGCCCCAAAACCUGCUGUUGCGAUGCCCGAGAAACGCCCUGAGCCAGCACGAAAGCCUGCACAGGAAUCAGCGAGCUCCUCGGAUGAAUCGGAGAGUGACGAUGACGACGAUGAGGAUGACGAUGAAGGGGAGGAGUCCCAGUCAACCUCGCAUGCAACUUCAUCCACUGCUCCACAUACUGGCAACGCCGAUACGACUACGAGUACUGGAAGCUCGAACCAUGCAGCGAUGAUGGCCAACGCUGGAGGAUACAAGGAGAGUGACUAUGCUCACUUAAAGGUCUCACAUGAGAUUCGAGAACUCUUUCAGUACAUUGGCCGCUUCAAGGCUCAAGAGAUCGAAUUGGAGACCAGACUCAAGUGUUUCAUUCCAGAAUAUAUCCCAGCAGUGGGUGAUAUGGACGCCUUCUUAAAGGUACCGCGUCCUGAUGGUCAACCGGAUCAAUUGGGGCUAAAAAUGCUGGACGAACCCAGUCUGACUCAGUCGGACGCCACCGUGCUAGACUUACAGCUCCGCUCUACGUCCAAGAAGAAGCAUGGUGACAUUGUUGUCCGAAGCAUCGAGAACGCUGAAAAAUCUCCGCGAGAAAUCGACCGCUGGAUUAAAUCCAUUGCCGAUCUGCAUCGCACGAAACCACCUCCUCAAGUUCACUAUACCAAGACGAUGCCCGACAUCGAGAGCCUCAUGCAGGUGUGGCCGGAAGAGUUUGAGGAGCUUCUGAGCAAGACAACACUACCUGGUGCAGAUCUGGACAUGGGACUGGAGCAAUACGUUAGGGUCAUCUGCGCCCUGCUCGACAUUCCUGUACACAAGAACGUAUACGAGUCGCUGCACGUGCUCUUCACGCUGUACCUCGAGUUCAGUAGUAACCAGCAUUUCAUGCCUCUAUUGUGAUUUUUUCAAUAGAAGCAUCAAGCAUUUCAUGAAUCGUCACAACAUAAAAG
Molecule: messenger RNA, 1623 nt
Organism: Phytophthora nicotianae INRA-310
Lineage: Eukaryota; Oomycota; Peronosporomycetes; Peronosporales; Peronosporaceae
Exons: 1
Coding region: 50-1573 (507 amino acids)
Biological process (GO): cilium assembly; intraciliary transport
Cellular component (GO): motile cilium; intraciliary transport particle B; centrosome
Source: RefSeq, a predicted model, not a curated record